Messenger RNA from Kazachstania africana CBS 2517, 537 nucleotides. It is a transcript of the gene ADI1, whose product is annotated as acireductone dioxygenase (Ni2+-requiring). The transcript has a single exon. NCBI's taxonomy places the organism in Eukaryota, Fungi, Ascomycota, Saccharomycetes, Saccharomycetales, Saccharomycetaceae. The record is from RefSeq and is a predicted model, not a curated record. The coding region runs from base 1 to 537 and encodes 178 amino acids. Gene Ontology annotation, molecular function: acireductone dioxygenase [iron(II)-requiring] activity.
AUGGUUGAAGUGUAUGUUCAUGAUAACGAUGACGCGAUUGACUUCAGGGAAAGGCAUGAUUCUGGUGUACCUGUCAAUUUGGCUUAUUUAAACACUUUGAAUGUUUUCUAUUCAAAGAUAACAGAGGAAACGGCGGUCCAUGAAUUAGCCUUACGAAGAAAUUAUAAGAAUCAUGAUACGGUAGAUAUCAGUUUAGAAUCGUUUGACAACGAUUCUAAUAAACUUGAAAGCAAAUUAAAAGAAUUUUAUGAGGAACAUUUGCAUGAAGAUGAAGAAAUUCGUUACAUUCUCGAUGGAUCCGGAUUUUUCGAUAUCAGAGAUCCAAAUAGUGAUAAAUGGAUUAGAAUCAAAGUUGCCACCUACGAUAUGUUAAUCAUCCCAGCAGGAAUAUAUCAUAGAUUCACUCUCGACACAAAUAAUCAGAUCAAGGCACUCAGACUCUUCAAAGACGAACCCAAAUGGGACGCUAUCGUUAAAUCCACGAAGGCUGAUAAUUCAAUCGUGCGUAAGCAAUACUUAAUCUCAAUGAACUACUAA